AUGCAAUUCUCCAUCAGCAUCACCGCCCUCCUCCUUGCUGUCCUCACCGGCGAGGCUCUAGGUGCCCCAGCAACCACCCCCGUCUCCGAGGACGCUCUCCUCCUCGAGAAGCGCUGUGACUGCAAAUGCAACGUCGCGUGCCAGAGGAACUGCCAGAACGGCUUUGCCCUCAACCCGAUCGGAUAA
Molecule: messenger RNA, 186 nt
Organism: Diaporthe citri
Lineage: Eukaryota; Fungi; Ascomycota; Sordariomycetes; Diaporthales; Diaporthaceae
Exons: 2
Coding region: 1-186 (61 amino acids)
Source: RefSeq, a predicted model, not a curated record